Molecule: messenger RNA, 1107 nt
Organism: Arabidopsis lyrata subsp. lyrata
Lineage: Eukaryota; Viridiplantae; Streptophyta; Magnoliopsida; Brassicales; Brassicaceae
Exons: 1
Coding region: 231-881 (216 amino acids)
Source: RefSeq, a predicted model, not a curated record
AACAAACUUUCCAAUUAAACAGAGACUUCAGAAACCUGUCUCAUGACGUUGUAAUAAUAAUAUUGCAAAAUCAAGAAACAACAUAAUUCACUAAAAAUAAAGUAAGUAAAAGAAAGAAAGAAAGAAAGAGAUAGUGGCUCAAGUCUCAAACUCAAUCAAAAGCACCAAACCAAAGUUACCAAACUUCUCACCACAAAGAGAGAAGAAGAAGAAAGAAACAGAGAACCGCCAUGGCAGAGAAAGAGAAGAAAACCAAAAAGAAGAAGAAGAAAGAGAAGCAUCAAUCUUCCGACAUCUCUUUCAAACCAACCUCCGACGUAAAAGGUCUCAAAUUCGGUGGCCAAAUAAUCGUCAAAUCAUUCACAAUCCGACGAGCAAGAACACUCGAGCUUCUAAAACUCCUCUCACUCCCUUCUUCAUCAUCACCGCCGCUUCUUUCCACGGCGGCGUAUCUUCCUACAAACUUCACAAUCCUUGCACACCACGCAUGGCACACACUAACACUCGGUCUCGGAACAAGAAAAUCGAAAGUGGUGGUCUUCGUGUUCGAAACAGAGGCGAUGAAAUCAUCGGUUGUGGCCGCAGAAGGAGGAAUCUGGCCGCCGGAGAUUCCAUUGGGAGAUGUGAACAAGAAGAUGAUCAGAAAGUUAAAGACCUGGGAGAUGGCUAGGUUUAAGUUCAGAAAAGGUUGUAUCACGUUUUACGUUUACGCCGUGAGAAACGCCGGGAAUGAAGGGUUUGCGGCGGCGGAGGACUUAAAGGUAAUAUUGCAAGCGGUGGUGGCAUUGAAAGAUUUCAUGGAUCACACCGCAAUGCUUGUAAUGCCCCACCAGAAAAGUAUUAAUUACAACUCUUGUCCUCCUUUUGCCAUGGCUCACUAACUUUGAACAAUAUUCACAAGUGGGCCUCUUCUUCUUUUCUUUUCUUUUUUCACUCCUUUUUUUUUUUUUUCUUAAUUGAUAUAUAGAAGAAAAAAAGUUCGGAUUAUUAUUUAUUUUUGGUUCCAUAAUGGGGUUGUUUGUUAUUAAUUUCCUGUAUUUUUUUUCUUUUUUCUUUUUGGGUUGAAGAUUGUGGUAUGAAUAAGAUUAGGUUGGUUUUGUUCGUGCA